CACUGGGAUGCAAAAUCACCUGCUGACUGUUGGGACGCGAGCUGCUGCCACAUCACCGCUUCAGAUAUAGCGCUUGGUGGCAACAAAGCUAUCAAAGUUAUCGAAGCGGCAGAGCUACCUAAGCUGCCAACCACAAACACACGCCGCUCAGAGGUACACUCUCCUGCAUCCACAACAGGUAGCAACCCAGGGUUCACUUGGGAAGGGUCAAGUCAGACCCCUGGCAGAGAGGAAAAGAGGACGGAUCACCUGCCAUCACUCAGACACCCAGUGGAGCGGACGUCAUACACAGAGAGGAGGAGGAAGAGGUGAGAGCAACAAGAAUCUGGAUUGGGACUUUCUUUAACUCUCUUUUUUUUCAAAAAAUCUUUUUGAAACUCUUUUUUACGACUCUUCUACCUUUUAACUUUUUAACAACAAGAAGACAAGAGGAAAGAGCCGGAGUUUACAAAACUUUAAAAAGACCAAGCAAGGACUUUUGGCCUCAACAGAUACUUUUGCAUAUGGCAAAGGGGGGUUAGAGUUAGAGGGGGGAGUUCUGGAGGAAGUCUGUGAGUUUGAGGAAAAAGGAGUUGAGGACAGCAGAGUUGAAGCUGGAGAGCGAGUGGGAGCUCGACGGGGAGUUGGAGGAAGCCAGUGGGUUAGUAGGAGGCUAGAGAAGAGCCCAGGGAAGGUGUGAGAGAAAGACCCAGAUCUUGGGAACAUCAGAAAAACCCAAACAAAGACUUUCUGGCACGGAUACUCACACAGUGGGGACUUUGAGGAAACAAGUGCUGAAGGAGAAGAGUAGAGCUUAAGAAGUUUGAAGAAAAGAGUCGACGGCAGGGAGAGACAGGUAGGAGUCAGGACAUAGACAGACACAGAGACAGAUAGGAAAAGAGAGAGGGAUAGAAAGAGAGAGAGAGCCAUCAUGGCGAACCCUGCGCUGGAGGUGGCGGCGCUGUGCCUGACGCUGAUCGGUCUGAUCGGCUGCGCAGCCAGCACCGGCAUGCCGCAGUGGCGCGUCACCGCCUUCAUCGGCGAGAACAUCAUCGUCAUGGAGACCCGCUACGAGGGCCUGUGGAUGAACUGCUACCGGCAGGCCGACAUUCGCAUGCAGUGCAAGGUGUACGACUCUCUGCUGGCCCUGCCCCCUGACCUCCAGGCUGCUCGAGGCCUAAUGUGCUGUGCGGUGGCGCUGGGUGGCCUAGGCCUGCUGGUGAGCAUCAUGGGCAUGCAAUGCACCGGCUGCAUCGACCGAGAAAACCAAGGCGCCAAGCGCAUGGUGCUGAUCAUCGCCGGCAGCAUGAUCAUCGGCGCCUGCAUCUGCUGCAUCAUCCCCGUCUCCUGGACCGGCCACGUCAUCAUCCGCGACUUCUACAACCCGCUGCUGAUCGACGCGCAGCGCCGGGAGCUUGGCGAGGCGCUCUACAUCGGCUGGGUGUCGGCGGCGUUCCUGUUCGCCGGAGGGUGCGUGUUUGUGUGCUGCAGCGUACCGCGGGACGACGAGAGCGACUACUACUCCCGGAAGAAGAACGUGUACAACCCGGGGACGCCUUACGUGUCCUACACGCCGCAGCCACUGCUGCCCGCUGCUCCGGUGCCAAGGCCUCAGUCCAUGUACAGCUACCCAUCCAGGCAGCCCUCCAUACAGGACUACUCCAGACAGCCUUCGAGGCAGCCCUCCUUCCAGCCCUCCAUGCAUCCGUCCCUGCAACAGUCCUAUCAUCCAGGCUAUCUACCCUCUGCGACUCCAUCGUACCAUCCGGACAUGCAUAACCUGUCCAGGCACCCUUCUCUGCAGCCUGUGAGGCACCCCUCUCUCCAGAGCAAAGUCGCCUAUCUCUAGAUCGUCUGAAGCUCAUCCCUGACCCCAGGCUUCAUACAAUGCCUUUUGUGGGACCACCAAUGCCCUUCAAUGUGGAACCAUAUGAGUUGGACCAUGUAGGACCUAAUAUCUCCGACAUGGAAGCGUAGUUCAAGACCACAUAGUUGGUUUGGUGUGGCUUUGGUGUUUUGUAUUUCAGCCCUCAUGGAAAUGUGAUGGUCUAUUGCUGUGAUUCUCAAACUGUGGGCUGGGGCCCACUGGUGUGCCCUGGGUGUAUUCCAAGUGGGCCUUGAAAUCAUCUUCUAAAAAUCCAAAAUCAUGUGAGUGUAUGUUGCUGUUAACCAUGUAUUUGCAUUGUUUAUUUAGCCAGAGGUAGGCCCCAAACAUUUGUGAACAUUUCAGGAGGGCCCAAAGUUGGAAAAAGUUGGGAACCCCUGCUCUUUUGGGUCUGCUGAGUUUUUUUUUUUUUGUUCAUCUCAAGAUUUAGGUUUACUCUCCAGCACUUCAAUAUUUCAACAUUUCACUUGACAUUACAAGGGCUUUGUUGGGGUAAGGGGAUUUUACUUAGUGUCAAUAGUCUUAUAAUCUGACAUUUCUCCAGCAUUUCUUUUGCUUAGUGUUUUAAGAGGUUUCUGGUAGUUACCUUUUAACUGUGUACAUUUCGAUAUUAUUUGUUAAGAUGAUGUUUACUUGAUCAAUCCUCACAUUUCUAAGUGACUGAAAUUUGAUAUUGAAUCAGGCGUACAAUUAUAUUAGCUAUAACCUUUAAUUACAUAACCUGUGACCUUUUUUAAAAACAGAAUCUUUUUGAACAAUAAUGUAGAAAGAAAGCUGAUUAGAUUUUAUAUUCUUCAGUAAACUACAACCUGGAAGGAUGAGUUGAGUUGGCAAGCGGUUGUUUUUCCUGCUCUUGUGGUUGUGUGUUUACAGGAGUGUCAUGGUGAUCCAUAUGCCCUAAAGGCUUCAGUUUCAGUGGGUGUCGAGGAUGGAUCACAUGAGGGUUGUACAACACAGUGGAUGAAGGUGUUAACCAUUUUAACUAUGCACAGCCUUGUUUUUACACUUUUUUAUAUGGGACUUUACCGUUAACUGAUUAUUUCUUAAGUCUAAAAGGGUAUAUUGUCGAGAAGAAAAUGCUUUACUUUAAUUUGUUACUUCAGUACUUCCUUAACAAAAGGUAUUUUUAUGACCCCUGCCUCAGGAAUGCAUUACGGCCUGGGGCAACAUCCUGGUGUGUUGUAUGUCAAUUUAUAAGUAGAUAGCCCUACUAGUAGUACACUUGAUGUAAUAAGGUUGACCUCUGUUUAUGUCAACCGAAGGACCAUUGGAACGAAUGUUGUCUAAAGUAUAAACAUAUAAAGUAUGCUAUAAACAGACUCUCUCUUUGUUUAUAUUGAGGAUUAAAUGUCAGAACAGUGACAUAGUGAGAAGCCAUUCGUCAACAAGUCCUGCCCUAUUUACAUAGCUAUUUGUUUAAGAAUUUCAAACAGAGGCACUAUAGACAGACUACUCCCAACCCUUUGGACGCAUGGGAAAAGGAAGGAACAUUUAUUUUCCAUGUCAUUGGUCUGUUGAUCCAGUGUGUGUACAUAACAUUUCACUUAUGAAUGAGCAUAAAAUAAAGUUUCACUUGUUGAGUU
Engraulis encrasicolus (European anchovy) is the source of this 3447-nucleotide messenger RNA. It is a transcript of the gene cldn8.1, whose product is annotated as claudin 8.1. Gene Ontology annotation, biological process: cell adhesion; bicellular tight junction assembly. The coding region runs from base 911 to 1828 and encodes 305 amino acids. The record is from RefSeq and is a predicted model, not a curated record. Gene Ontology annotation, molecular function: structural molecule activity. Lineage: Eukaryota; Metazoa; Chordata; Actinopteri; Clupeiformes; Engraulidae. Gene Ontology annotation, cellular component: plasma membrane; bicellular tight junction. The transcript is spliced from 2 exons.